CUGGUUUUAACGUCGUCCUCAACCUCCUCCCCUUCUGGCCCACCCUCAUCAGAUUCUGACAUUAUGGGUUCCCCAUUUUCUCCAUUCCCUUAAUCAUCUCUCUUUCUGUUAUAAAAUCCCCAGUCUUUUUAGAAACAAGAGGCCGCCUCUCUCUCUCUCUCUCUCUCUCUCUCGGGCAAGACCAAAUCUAUUUUGAUUCUUCUGCUUGAUUGAUUUGUUAGAUUGAUAUGAUGGAUAGGUCUUUUGGUUCAUCGUCGACUAUGAUCAGAGAUGUUCCUUCUAAUUAUGAAAUAGCAGCAACGUACUCAUGCACUGAGGAGGAGGAGAGUGGCUGGACUAAGUACUUUGAAGACUUCUCAAACAAUAAGAGAGCGGAUCAAGAACAGACUAGCUUCUGCUCUUCUUUGGUUUCUGAUGCUUCUUCUGGUGCUGCAUGCAGAGUGUACAACUUUGUGCCGACAAAAUUGAAGAAAACAAGAACCAAGAAGGUUGGGGAUCAUGAUUUGGAGGAUACUGCUAGUUCUCCUGUUAAUAGUCCUAAGAUUGGUGAUUUCAGACCAGUUGAUCAUAUGAAUCCCAGAAAGAUAGAUGAUCCUCGUAUAAAUAUUAAUUCUUUGGGUGAAGAACAUUUUGCAGAAAUGAAGCAGGCAGGUGAAAACAGUAGUGAUUGUCCUGGAAAAAAUGGUGAAAAUACAGACUUGAAGAAAAAAGGGUUGUGUUUGGUUCCUUUAAAUCUGAUAGUGAAUUAUCUUGUUUAAUUCAUAUACAGUAAAGUUUUAUCAAUGAACUCCAAUAUCGUAUCAAACUCUUAUUAGUUACUUUGAAAAUUACUAAAG
Messenger RNA from Argentina anserina (silverweed cinquefoil), 836 nucleotides. RefSeq names its product vascular-related unknown protein 1. Lineage: Eukaryota; Viridiplantae; Streptophyta; Magnoliopsida; Rosales; Rosaceae. The record is from RefSeq and is a predicted model, not a curated record. Gene Ontology annotation, biological process: xylem development. The transcript is spliced from 3 exons. Bases 228 to 758 code for a protein of 176 amino acids.